Amoebophrya sp. A25 is the source of this 528-nucleotide messenger RNA. Lineage: Eukaryota; Dinophyceae; Syndiniales; Amoebophryaceae. The record is from the annotation of a GenBank genome assembly.
UACAAGUCUUGAGCUGGCUCAAAGAUCGCGAUCAAGACAUCGUGGGCCUAGGUGGCGGGAUUCCGACGUUGUUGAGGAGACGCGAUGCUCCUCUUGCAGAACGAGAAGGGAAGGCCCUAGAACAACGACUGGGCGAAAUAUGUGCUGGGCAUGGUUAAGGCUGGAAAGAGAUUUCAACAGAGUCAACAAGAUGAAUCAAUAUCAACUCGACCUACCGUAAGUAACUUUGAUAGAGACAAACAAGCACAUUUCUUGUCAGGUAUAAAUAUUUCUUGUGUUGUACUACUACUACUAGUAAGUCUACUAAGAAGUAUAUUUAUAGGCGAUGGAGUAGUCUACUAGGCGAUGGAGUAGUCUACUAGGCGAUGGAGUAGUCUACUAGAAAGAAGUAUGUAUCUAUAUAAGUUCUUAUCGGCCCUGCAGUCCUCUUCUUACCCCUCUCUUACCCCUCUUACACUUCUAAGACAAGAAUGUUUCUUCACCUACGAAGAACGGUGUUGUACUAGAAGCAACGUUUAAAAAUGUUGG